This is a messenger RNA of Aspergillus puulaauensis, 705 nucleotides long. It is a transcript of the gene ROT1, whose product is annotated as reversal of Tor2 lethality. Gene Ontology annotation, cellular component: endoplasmic reticulum; endoplasmic reticulum membrane. Bases 1 to 705 code for a protein of 234 amino acids. The transcript has 4 exons. Gene Ontology annotation, biological process: 'de novo' protein folding. NCBI's taxonomy places the organism in Eukaryota, Fungi, Ascomycota, Eurotiomycetes, Eurotiales, Aspergillaceae. The record is from RefSeq and is a predicted model, not a curated record.
AUGCUUGUGGUUUACUUGCUUGCGAGCCUUCUGGCAGGCGUUGCUAGUGCCGGCAAGGCUGCCGAUCUUGUCGGGACUUGGACCACCAAGUCUCGCAAAGUCGUUACAGGGCCAGGGUUCUACGACCCAGUCAAUGAUAAAUUAAUCGAGCCGGAUCUUACGGGCAUCUCGUUCUCAUUCACGGACGAAGGCCAUUAUGAACAAGCGUUCUACCGCGCUAUUUCCAACCCACAGGACCCGUCAUGCCCGAAGGGUAUUAUGCAGUGGCAGCAUGGUACAUACACUAUGGAGGCGGAUAGUUCGCUGCAUUUGACUCCGAUAGCUGUGGACGGUCGCCAGCUGCUAUCAGAUCCGUGUAAAGAAGAGAUCGGGAUAUAUACCAGGUACAACCAAACAGAGCUGUACAAGUCUUUCACCGUGGGCACCGAUCCAUAUCAUAAAAGUACGCGGCUCGACCUCUACCAGUUCGAUGGCGCGCCCAUGCCGCCGAUGUAUCUUGUCUACAGGCCACCCGAGAUGCUGCCCACAAAGCCGCUGAGCGACAUAACGUCCAAAAACAAGAAACGUCAUCUCAGUGGAGAUCCUAGUAAAAGCGUCGGUUUGGGAGGCCUUGUUAGCAAAGACAGUCUUCUUGAUCCGGACCGCUGGUUGUGGCUGGGUGUGGUUAUGAGCGCUGUUGGCGGCCUCACACUGUUCUUCUCGUAG